Drosophila ficusphila is the source of this 1117-nucleotide messenger RNA. RefSeq names its product serine protease SP24D. Gene Ontology annotation, biological process: proteolysis. NCBI's taxonomy places the organism in Eukaryota, Metazoa, Arthropoda, Insecta, Diptera, Drosophilidae. The record is from RefSeq and is a predicted model, not a curated record. Gene Ontology annotation, molecular function: serine-type endopeptidase activity.
AUGAGUCCGGUUCAGUCGAAAAGCAAGCUCCUCCUCCUCCCCCUGCUCCUGGUCGUGGUGACCUUGGGAGGGGGCCACUCCAGCCGGGCGCCGGCGGAGGUGGGCUCCCAGCCGCACAGCGUUUCCCUGCGCCGCAAUGGCGUCCACGUCUGCGGAGGAGCUUUGGUCGCCGAGAACUGGGUCAUCACCGCCGCCCACUGCGUCAGUCUGGCAGGAGGACAGCAAAGUUACCCGCCCCGCUCGUUCAACGUUCGAGCUGGCAGCAUUCAGCGCCUGGCUGGUGGUCAGCUGGUGCCCCUCACCCAGGUGAUCAUCCACCCGAACUACUCCGGCUCGGAUGCGGCGGGAGCCAACGACCUCGCCCUGCUGCAGCUGCAAUCUCCGGUGACCCUGAAUGCCAACACGAAACCCGUCGCCUUGGCCACCGAGCGACCGCCGGCGGGAUCACAGCUGAGCUUCUCCGGCUGGGGAUCCAGCCAGCUGGAGGGAUCCCUCAGCCACGGCCUCCAGGUGGCCAGCCGGCUGACCCUCAGCGAGGCCGACUGCCAGAAGGAGCUGUUCCUGGAGCAGGAGGACCUGCUCUGUCUCGCCCCGGAAGCCGAGGACUUGGCCGGCCUUUGCACUGGCGAUGCCGGAGCUCCGGCCAUUUACAGCGACCAACUGGUGGGCAUCGCCGCCUUCUUCGCCGGCGGCUGCAACUCCGGACAGCCCGAUGGCUACGUGGACGUCACCCAGCACCUGGACUGGAUCCACCAAUAUGUUGUCUGAAUGAAUGCGAUGCUGGAAACGGGAUGGUGGCAGUGGUGUUCGUGAAAGUGGGAAACGAUUUAUUGGAAAGAGAUUAAAAAAAAUGUAUAUUUGUGCUUUUUUUUUCAACUAUCAUUUUAUUGCUUGGAAAAUCUCAGUUGGAGAGCUCCUAUAAAAAUACAAUGGCUUUGCAGCUUUAGUGUUUUCAGUGAAAUUACCCCUCGGUGAUUCACAUCCUGUAAUCUUUGCCAUUACAGCACUUCACUUGGAGUACUUCCCCGAUAAAGAUAGUUUUGUUUUCCCUGAUAUUAGCUUGUUUCCGCCAAAAGAGUUUAAUAAUGCAGAAAAAGUAAACUUUGGUUGAUUGCAA